AUGUCGUACUUGCUGCCGCAUCUUGAGAGCGGCUGGGCCGUCGACCAGGCGAUUCUCAACGAGGGCGACCGCGUCGUGGUUAUCCGCUUUGGCCAUGACCAUGAUCCAACGUGCAUGCAGAUGGACGAGGUGCUGUGUGGCGUUGCAGAGGACGUGAAGAACUUCGCCGCGAUUUACGUGGUCGACAUCACUGAAGUGCCCGACUUUAACACCAUGUACGAGCUCUACGACCCCUGUACAGUCAUGUUUUUCUUCCGGAAUAAGCAUAUUAUGAUCGAUCUCGGGACGGGCAACAACAACAAAAUCAACUGGGCUUUCAACAACAAGCUCGAGAUGAUUAACAUCAUUGAGACUGUCUACCGAGGCGCGCGGAAAGGGCGAGGUCUCGUCAUCUCGCCGAAAGACUACUCGACGAAAUACAGAUACUAG
Peronospora matthiolae is the source of this 429-nucleotide messenger RNA. The record is from the annotation of a GenBank genome assembly. Lineage: Eukaryota; Oomycota; Peronosporomycetes; Peronosporales; Peronosporaceae.